This is a messenger RNA of Podarcis raffonei (Aeolian wall lizard), 1129 nucleotides long. Its product is annotated as serine protease 57-like. The record is from RefSeq and is a predicted model, not a curated record. Gene Ontology annotation, biological process: proteolysis. The transcript has 6 exons. Lineage: Eukaryota; Metazoa; Chordata; Lepidosauria; Squamata; Lacertidae. The coding region runs from base 1 to 984 and encodes 327 amino acids. Gene Ontology annotation, molecular function: serine-type endopeptidase activity.
AUGCGGGAGUCGUUCGCGGAGCAUGGCAUUAAACUGUGGAACUCUCUGCCACAAUCUAUUCUCCCGGUCGAAUCCUUUCGCCCAGAGAUCCCUCGAAUACAGAUCCCGUUCCUUGAAGAUGGCAAAAGCCUCUCGGGCAUUCCUCCUCGUGAGAACGCCAAGGUUCCUUCUCGUCCUUCUCCAAGCAGUUCUGCUGCAACCUGCCGGACGUUUUCUGACCCAAUUCAUCCGAUGGCCUUUUCUCGCACAGGUCUCUGGUUCUUCGCCCCUAGCGCUUGGGGGGGCUGGGUUAUCGGGGGCAAGGAAAUUGUGCCCCAUUCCCAGCCCUUCAUGGCCUCCAUCCAGGUGAAUGGGGCGCACGUCUGCGGUGGGUUCUUGGUGCGGCGAAGGUGGGUCAUGACGGCGGCUCACUGCCUGAUGCCCAGGCGAUCGCCGUCUGUCCGCAUCGUGCUUGGCGCCCACUCCCUCGUGGCCCCCGAGGCCUCGCAGCAGAUUUUCGGGGUGCAAGAAUCCAUCGCUCACCCACUUUACAACUCUGGAACCGUGACGAACGACAUCCGCUUGCUCAAACUGAACGGCUCGGCCGUCUUCAAUCACGCUGUUCAACGUGUCAGGAUCCCGCGAGCCAACACCGACCCCUGCCCGGGAGUCAUGUGUCACGUGACGGGCUGGGGGGACACCUCCAAUUUUGGGACGAUCCCCACCAUACUGAUGGAGGCCAACACAACCAUUGUCGACCGGAAAGCAUGCAACGUAUCGUGGGCUGGCCAAAUCCACCGCUGCAUGAUCUGCGCCGCAAACACCGACCCCAGUCUCCGGGGAUUUUGCUCGGGCGACUCAGGCGGACCCCUGCUUUGCGGUUCCAGAGUCCACGGGAUCGUCUCUUUCAACGGACGCCGUUGCGGAGACCGCCGGUUCCCGGACGUCUACACUCGCAUCUCCAAAUACAUCGCCUGGAUCCGUUACGUACUACAGACGUUUUGAAUUGGAGCAGCUUGUGUGUGUGUGUGUCUUUGGGGAAGGCCGUGUUGGGGAGAAUUUUCUGUCCUCCCCUCAGGAAGGAAGCGAUGGAGAUGGAAUAACAAUAGCUUUUUAAAAAAUUAAAAAAUAAACCCUCCAUUUUAUAAAA